Drosophila sulfurigaster albostrigata is the source of this 1164-nucleotide messenger RNA. Its product is annotated as putative gustatory receptor 97a. The transcript is spliced from 2 exons. Gene Ontology annotation, biological process: sensory perception of taste. Lineage: Eukaryota; Metazoa; Arthropoda; Insecta; Diptera; Drosophilidae. Gene Ontology annotation, cellular component: membrane. The record is from RefSeq and is a predicted model, not a curated record. The coding region runs from base 235 to 1164 and encodes 309 amino acids.
AACUUUAAUUAUUGAUUAUUAAAGCGCAGCUUUAAUAGCAAUAGCGACAGUACUUCGCUGGAGGCCAAAUCCAUUUUAAAGAUUAACGAUAAGCCAGUCGCUUCAUGAAGGACAAUUAAAGCGCUGCUUUAGUAACAUGCGUGUCCUGAAAGCGGCUGCACACGCCUGCGGAAGCCGGCACGGUUUCGCAACUGGAGACCCAUCGCCAUUCUGGUGCUCCUCGGUUAUGUGGUGAUGUUGUUCCUCAACUGUCUCUAUGGCUUCUACCCGGCUCGCUUUAGUCUGAAGCACAAACAGUUUCGACUCUCGAAGGCCAUGAUGAUCUAUUGCCUGACGGUGGCCACGAUUUUUGGCCUCUUUUAUGUGCAGCACAUUUGGCAGGAAUUUUUCAGUGGUCAAAUCGAUCAACGCGAUGCCAUAAAGAUCUAUUGCUAUAUGAAUGCUUGUGGCAGCUUGCUGCACUAUCUCUAUCAAUGGAGCAUUUGUGUGCGAGUGCGUGAAUUGUUAAACCAGACGUCAAUCUUUGCAGUCAUCAACUACUUUGAUGUCACUGUGUUGUCCAUGGCUCGCCACAUGGUGCCGGUCUUCAUAAAGAUCUUUAUUUUUCCGCUGGUGAUGCAUGUCACUUUGUUGGUUUACCAUCAGCAUCUGCAACAGCAACAUUCGCAACUCAGUUGGCUAACCACGAGCACCACAAUGUUGCCCAUCAUUGCGGGGAGUCAGUUGAACAAUUGUUACUUUUGCAGCAUUGUCAUAAGCAAGGCAAUCUUCAAGCAGAUAAAUGUGUUGCUUGCCGAGAUGCUAACCGAAGUCAACAGAUUGCAAACUCCGGCAGAGAUGUCACUGCAUAAGCCCUUCUAUCGCAUGCAACGCUUCUGUGAUUUAGCGGAUCGUUUGGAUGAGUUGGCUGACAAAUAUGCUCUAGUGAACGAUUAUUGUCAAGGACUCUUGGAGUUUGGCUGCUUCUCGAUGGUCACCACCAUGUCCAUCAAUUUGUGCAACACAACCUUGGGCUGUUAUGUGCAGUAUCAGGCUUUUGUGGACACCAUAAUGUUGGAGAAACCUUAUGACAUCGCCCAGGCGGUGGCUCAUUUUGUGUUUCUCGUUCUGCCCUUUUUUGGAAAUCCUUCUCCUAGCCAACGAAACGCAGCUGCUAAUCGAUGA